Messenger RNA from Choloepus didactylus (southern two-toed sloth), 9095 nucleotides. RefSeq names its product zinc finger protein 596-like. Gene Ontology annotation, molecular function: DNA-binding transcription repressor activity, RNA polymerase II-specific; RNA polymerase II transcription regulatory region sequence-specific DNA binding. Gene Ontology annotation, biological process: negative regulation of transcription by RNA polymerase II. Gene Ontology annotation, cellular component: nucleus. The transcript has 5 exons. The record is from RefSeq and is a predicted model, not a curated record. The coding region runs from base 3422 to 5014 and encodes 530 amino acids. NCBI's taxonomy places the organism in Eukaryota, Metazoa, Chordata, Mammalia, Pilosa, Megalonychidae.
AGAGUUAUUAAACAUCUUUAACAAGUCCUAGCAAGUAUUAUAUGUCCAAUGCCUGACCACCUCCCUAUCUGAUCUUCCAUCUCAGUAACCUGUUUCAUUCUUUUUUCAUUAGUGUGUAUCACAAAUUUUCAUAACUCAUCUUCCCUUUAUUUUUAAUCACAGCUUUCAGGGAAUUCUAGUUGUUUUCCCAUAUAGACACACCACAUCUAGUUCCUGUUGUAUCUCAGGACAUUAUAUAUUUCCUUUUACAAAGAAUGAGCUGCAGUCUAAUUAGCCUUUGAAAGCAUUCUUUGUUUUCCAUCAUUGCACAAAGAUUUUGUAUUUAUUUAUCUUGUAAAUUCAAUCAACAUGAACAGCGUGUGCCCUGUGGAAUGAAACCCUGAUUAGGGUCUGCCACUGUGCAAUCAGAGUUUGUUUCCUGGAAUGUAUCAUUCACAUUUAAUUAUUAGAUGUUUUUCCUAUACAAAGGGAAUAGAAAUUGAGGGUAAAUUCUCCCAAAGAAAAAGAAGCUAAAUACUUCAGAACUUUGGAAGGAGAGCAAAGUUGUACUGUUCUGAGGAACUUGCCUCAGAAUUGAGUUCACCUCAAUAUCCCUCUUAUUUUUGGAUUCUGGGGAGUUUUGCAUUCAAUGAGAUGUGAGCUGGCCUUACCCAUUUCCAUUUUAGAAAUGCUGUUAUUUUCCAUAUAUUGUUCUAUGAACGUAGUGUCUUAAAAUAUUUAUGUUUUAUUAGCAUGUGAUUUUCUUUCACUUCUGCAAUUACCGCAACUCUAGAAACGGGAGAGAAGAGAACAGAGCAUUGAAUCCUGAGAUGUUAUAAUAUUGUUUGAGUACCACAGAGAACACAAGAGGAAGGAGUGACUAGAAGAGCUUGAGUAGUCUCGGGACUGACAUGUCAGAGAAGGCUAGGAAAAAGAAAGUUACCAAAAGCAGAUCAUAUGGCAAUUUUUCUUUGGUUCCAGAUUUUAUACUGAAAACUAAAGAGUGGAUUUAUUUAGAGGACACUAGUUGGCAAUGGUAACAUGAUUUAACAGAAAUCUUUAGUGAUGUUAAGUCAUCACUUGAAACAAAUCGUGAAAGGAGGAACAGUGUAUCAGGCAUCUGAUGGUUAGGUUCAUGUGUCAGCUUGGCCAUGUGAUGGUAUCCAGUUGUCUGGUCAAGCAAACACUGGUCUGUCUUUUGUUGCGAGGACAUUUCAUGGAUGUAAAUCAUCAAUACACUGAUGGCAUCUCUGGCUGAUUACAUCUGCAGUCUGCUAUGGGGAGUGUCUUCCCCAAUGAGAGAAGUUUACUUGAAUUAGUUGAUGGCUUUUCAUGGGGUGGUGAUAGGUUCAGCAGUCAGAAGAAAGAAUUUCCUCUCUUCUUCAGCAGGCCAGCCUCUCACUGGGGUAUUCGUCAAAGACCUUCAUCAGAGGGCCAACUUGCAGCCUGACCUGUGGAAUUUGGAAUCAUACAUCCCCACAGUUGCAUGGGACACUUAUUAAAUCUCAUACUAUUUACAGAUAUUUUUUGUUGGUUCUCUUUCCCUAGAGAACACUAAUACAUGGCAUACAAGAGGAAAUUGGUACAGAGAUACUUUGUUUCAAAAUAGAGAAGAAAAUGAGUUUAAGGGAUGAGGAGAUUGUGAUAAGAGGAGAGCUUGCUGGUAAAGAUUUCAAUUUUAAUAACAUGUUUCAGAAGAAAUGGGAGAAACAGGAAUUCAAUUGUGGACAGCUUAGUCAGAGGUAACUUGCCCUGUCAGUGAGAAAGAAUGUCUCUGAUGGUUGAGAGCGCUUUAAAGAUGAGACAUGGGUUACUAAUUCCUAUGUUUUAGAAUCAGGGAGGGAAUAAAAAUCUCUGAACACCAUGGGAUAAUUAACAGAUACAGGUCAAUGAUUUUCAUGUUCUUAUCUGUAAAAUGAAGGUAUUCAUAUCUUCAUUAUUUGCUACCUAAUGGGUAUGGAUGCAGGAAUGAUUAUAGAGAUUUAGUGCUAUAUUGAGGUGAUUUCUCAACAUACAUCACUCAUUAUUACAAUUUUAAUCCUAUUUGCUGAAAGAAAUUUGAAAUGCGAGAGUGAGAUUCAACAACUAUGGGACUUGAUGUAAAGCAAUAGCUCAGUAAUCUUCAGUGUCAGAUGCAGUAAUGGACAAUACAGGUAAUUAGAGUCACUUCCGAUGGGUGCAGAUCUGGUAAAUUCUCAGAUGCUUAUUCAUUGAUUAGAUAACUACAGGGACAUCAGAAACAUUGUACUCAGGAAGUAUAUGUGGGAAAUUAACUUCUAUCAGGAUUAAUAUGUGGAUUAAACUUUAAAAAUAAGUAAUUGUCCAUAUAUAUUUAAUACAACCAUUUUCUCUGGACUUCAGGUACAAAUUGAUAAGUUAAUCCUACCUCUGUUUAUAACACAUCAUUUGUCCAUGAAACACAUGUAAUUUUUAGUGAUGUUUCAGAGGAGAAUGUACAUCAUAGAUAUCUGUUCACGUAUAUAAAUAAUAAAAUGUGGGAUGUUGCAGCUUAUGAGGAUUAAUAUAGGAAAAGUUUUUUGCUACCACUUCACAAAAAUAUCAGGCCAACAAGAUUAUUUUCUCCCAAAUCUCCUCAUUCUAUAUCUUCCCAGUCUCCUAUGAGGAUUGUGGGACAUGAAAAUGACAUUAUAUACUUCUCCUAUUUUCUGAUGCAGGGGAAGGUCAUGAUUAGUUUUGCAUGAUGGGAACCAUUAAUCCCUCCAAAUCAACCAAGACUUCGAUUAGUUCAACCCUGUAAGUAAAUAUAUAAUGUCUUGGUUGAUAGCCAAAUCCAUCAGAGUAAGAUCUAGAACUCAAUUUUGUGGAAGUAACAUUGUUAUACAUCACAUGUGAAAGAACCAAGAUGAUUUACGAUAGCUAUACCCAGAAGGGCAGGUUCAGGUUAGAGAGGGGAGAGUCCAAGAACAGGGAUGGAUGUUGGAGAAUCAAUGGUAUAAAAUCAACUGAGCAUAGUUAUAUCUGAGAAAUUCCUGACUGCUUUCUCCAAUGGUUGAGAGCCAUUUAAAGAUGAGACAUGAGAUACUAAUUCCUAUGUUUUGGAAUCAGGCAGGGAAUAAAAAUCUCUGAACACCGUGGGAUAAUUAACAGAUACAGGUCAAUGAUUUUCAUGUUCUUACCUGUAAAAUGAAGGUAUUUGUAUCUUCAUUAUUUGCUACAGAAGCCAAGAUAUCCUAUGUCUUGUCCCUGGGAGGGGCAUCCCCCUACAUCUCUUGGAGCACAUUUCAUGUUCCUGUUGAUUGCGAUGGGUUUCCUCCUAGGUAAAGUGUUUGGGAUUCAUGAUAGGUGAGUCUGUGAACUGUGGUCAAGACUUGGGUCUGAAGGCUUUUAUCUCCUUUCUCAGCUUUAGUCAUGUACUACUUGUUUGAAUGUGACUGAAAUUCCAGAGGAAACAGUUGUCAGCUGAUUUAUUGACAAUGCAACCAUGGAGUUAAUGACCUUCAAAGAUGUAGCUGUAGACUUCACCCAGGAAGAGUGGGCUUUGCUAGAUGCAACACAGAGAAAGCUAUUCAGAGAAGUGACACUUGAGAAUAUCAAUCAUCUGAUUUCCUUGGGAUGUCAGGUCUGCAAAUCAGAUGUCCUUUCCCAGAUGGUACAAGGAGAGGAGGUGUGGAGAGGAAUAGGAUUUCUUCAAAACAGAAUUCUGGGCAGAAAAAGUGCCAGUAAAAUGCAAGAAAUGAUAUUCCUGCAACUUACCUGCAGAAAGAAGUCUAACCUCAUGCCAUUGCAGAGAUUGCACACUCAGAAGAAUUCCUUUCAAUGCAGUUAUUUGCAAGAAGAUUCUAUUCUCAGAUCCAUGAUGACUCAACAUGCAUUAUUUCCCAUGAAAAAGAGCCCAUAUUUAAGCAAACCACCAGGAAAACUCCUUGGUGACCACUCAUCUUUUAAUCAGCAUGAGCAGAUUCACACUGAAAGGAAAUCAUAUGAAAGCCAUCAAAAUGUUCAAGACAUUACUAAAAGCUCUGGCCACAGACCAUCCAAUGGAAAUCAAACUGGAGAUAAACCAUAUGAAUGCCUGUUAUAUGGGAAAAGUUUCAGUAGAUUUUUUCACUUUAGAGAACAUGAGAGAACUCACACUACAGAAAAACCCUGUGAAUGUGAUUUAUAUGAGAAAGCAGUCAGUGUGUAUUCAUAUCUUAGGAAACAUGAGAGAAGACACACUGAAGAGAAACCCUAUGAAUGCCAUCUAUGUGGGAAAACUUUCAGUCAACAUUCUUAUCUUAGAAAACAUGAGAGAAGACACACUGGAGAGAAACGCUAUGUAUGUAAUCUAUGUGGAAAAGCCUUCACUCGAUCUUCUACUCUUAGUCAACAUGAGAGAAAACACACUGGAGAGAAACCCUAUGAAUGCCAUACAUGUGGGAAAGCCUUCAUUUAUCAUUAUCAACUCAUACAACAUGAGAAAACGCACACUGGAGAGAAACUCUAUGGAUGCCAUACAUGUGGGAAAGUCUUCAUGCAUUGUUUUCAACUCAGACGACAUGAGAAAACUCAUACUGGAGAGAAACCCUAUGAAUGCAACACAUGUGGGAAAGCCUUCAUAAAUUAUUUUAAACUCAGACGACAUGAGAGAACUCACACUGGAGAGAAACCCUAUGAAUGCCAUACAUGUGGGAAAGCCUUCAGUGAAUAUGACUAUCUUAGACAACACGAGAGAACUCACACUGGAGAGAAACCCUAUGAAUGCCAUACAUGUGGGAAAGCCUUCAGUCACCAUUCUGCUCUCCGACAUCAUGAGAGAACUCACACUGGAGAGAAACCCUAUGAAUGCCAUACCUGUGGGAAAGCCUUCAUUCAAAGCUCUGCUCUCAGAUAUCAUGAGAGAACCCACACUGGAGAUAAACCUUAUGGAUGCAAUACCUGUGGGAAAGCCUUCAUUCAAUGCUCUUCUCUCAGAAAACAUGAGAGAACUCACACUGGAGAGAAACCCCAUGAAUGUCAUCUAUGUGGGAAAGCUUUCUCUCAGUAUUAUGGCCUCAUGAGACAUGAGAGAAAGCACAGUGCACAAAAGCCAUAGGAAUGCCAUCCAUGUGGAAAAUCUGAAUUUUCUAUUUUUUGACAUGGAGUUAUUCAAAUUUGAGAGAAACUAUAAGUGUCAUCAUUCUGAGAAAGCAUUCAGGCAGUAAUCUGACCUUAGAUGGAAAGAGAACUCAUAUUACAUACAUUUUUAGCAUAGAUGGGACUUUCAUCAUAACUUUAACUUUUAAACACACCAUAGAACUCACAUACUAAAGAAACACUUUGUAAUAAAUAUAGUAGGGACUUUAGCCUUUGUACUAUUUUAGUUUAUAUAAGGAAAUUAACACAGAGCAGAAUCUGUAUGUAGCAAAGUCCUUAGAUGGCCUGAUGAUAAAUCCUACGAGAGCACGUAAUAUAAAGUAAUGAAAGUGGAGAGGUCAUCAUUUACCACUCUGAUAAGAAAGGCAGAAAAAUUAACACAAGGAAUUCUCUAUAUGCAAUGUUUGAGUGCCUUAAUUUGUAAUUUAUUCAUUAAAGUAAAUGAGUGGACUCCAUAGGUAUGAAACACUAGGUUGUAAUUACUGUGCAGUAUUAUUCAGUGACACCCAAUGCUUGAUGUGCUUAAAAUUAACAUAGAAAUAAUCAUGAAAACAUAAAAGUGAAAAAGUCAUAAAAACAUGAGGAUGAAACCCUUUGGCAAAUAUCGAGAAAUUUUAUCGUGGACAAUGUAUUCAAUGUAAAAUCAGGGGAAGUCAUUUAAAUUUUGGGGAAGUCGUGGGCAUGAGUUAUGGUAUCUCUGUGAGGUAUACUGUUUGAGGGGAUUGGGGAAAUUAUUGGAUAUUUGGUGACUGUUAUGGAAAUAGAAAUGGUAUAUGCAUGGGGAUAGGAAUAUGUGAAGCUUGUGAUUUGGGGUAAAUGCAUAUGCUUCUGUGGUUACUUCUAGGGGAUCAGUGGUGGGCAUUUUUGGGGUCAGUAAUUAAAUAUCUGCAUAGUAGGAAUAGAUGUGUUUGCUUUGUUUUCUAUCUUACAGUGAACAAUACUUCAUAUCGAUAAGCACAAUACUUAUCAGUGGGUGGGAGGAUCCUGUGCACAGUAGUUCACUAAGUCAAACAGAGGUCCAGGAAUUUCCCGUUUCCCCUUUCUAAUGGCUCAUUAGGGAGUACCAGAACACACUGAAAUAAUCAAAGAGAUGAUGGAUUCCAGAAUCCAUGGGGCCCAAAGGCCAUGCCAUCAUGAUGGCCCAGAUGUGGGAAUCCAGUCCUUGACUUUGAUUUUUGUAAAAAUUAUGUUCCAGAGCAUGAACAUAUGAAAACUUUUAGCUGAUUUCAUAACUUUAAAGAUUGGUGCAUUUUUCCUACUAAAAUUGUGUAAAAUUUCUCUUCUUAAUAUAAGCCUUAUAUUUUAUGUAAUUUUAAGACAUUGUUUUAUCUUAGAGAACAAGAAAAAGUUGUUUUUUCACCACUUCCAUAUUAUGUAGACAUAAUGGUAGAUUAUGUAGUGCAGUAAGUCAAAGAGUGGAAAGAAAAAGAAAAUGGGGAAAAAUGAAACUGUUUACAGAUAACAUGUUUGGUUAUAUAGAAGCCAUUAAUAAGCUGCAAAAAGAUAUUAGUGUUCCCUUCUGCUUCCGACUGCAGCCUCUGAGCCUUGCAUGUGUGACAAUAACAUGUCAACCCCACCACCUGCUAUUGUGCCCACUGCCCUCAAGGCCACCUCAGUGGUUAUUUUUCUUCAUGAAUUGGGAGACAUAGGGCAUGGAUGGGCAGAAGCCUUUGCAGGUUUCAGAAGUUCACAUAUCAAAUAUGUCUGCCCACAUACGCGAGUUAUGCCUGUUACAUUAAAUAUGAAUAUGGGUAUGCCUUAUCGGUUUGAUAUUACUGGGCUUUUGCCCAGUUCACAGGAAGAUGACCCUGGAAUCAAGCAGACAGCAGAAAUCAUCAAAUGUAUGAUAGGCCAAGAGGUGAAGAAUGGAAUUCCUUCUAACAGGAUUAUUUUGGGAGGAUUUUCCCAGAGAGGAGCUUUAUCUUUGCAUACUGCUCUCACCACAUAGCAGAAACUGGCAGGUGUCAUUGCACUCAGUUGCUGGCUUCCACUUUGGGAUUUGUUUCCACAGGGUCCUAUCACUGGCACUAAUAAAGAUAUGUCUAUCCUCCAGUGCCAUGGAGAUUGCCACCUUUUAGUUCCCCUAAUGUUUGGUUCUCUUACUACUGAAAAGCUAAAAACAUUGGUAAAUCCAGCCAAUGUAACCUUCAAAACCUAUGGGGGCUUGAUACACAGUUCAAGCAAUUCAUUGAUAAAGUCAUACCAUCAGUUGACUGACAUCACUAAGAGGCCUUGGGAAGAAGUACACCAGCAUAAUUGUAGUAUAGUAGAAACUUUUAAAUGUGCCCAAUCCUGAAACUUCUUGUGUGCAGUGUUAGAAUGUUUUGCAAAUACGUAUCAAUGACACAAACAAAAUAAUGUCUCCUCAUGGGAAAUGUAUGUUCUUUUAAGUUUCUAUUCAUGUAUUUGUAUAAUGUGAUCCCAGAGUAAUACUAGUAUUAAAAUAGGUGAGGCAGCUGGCUUCUUUUUCCCAAAUGUAAUUCAGAAAAAUAAUGAAGUACUACAACCAGAAUUUUUAUUACAUCAUUUGGAAAUUAUUAGUAUGCUUAAAGAAACUUUGUUCAGGUAAAAAUGAGUAAUUAAGAUAUAAAUGAUUUAAGCUGGCCAUAACUUAGACUAUGGAUUUAUUCCAAAAUUGCCUAGUCACCAUUACAGUGGCUGUAUUUUUAUGUAUUCGUAUAUGCAUAAUAAUUGUAAUACAAAAUAAGAUGGUAUUGAUAUACAUCAAAAUGGUAAUACAAAAUGAGAUGGUAUUAUAUAAUUCCUAAUAAUAGGGAUAAUACCUUUAAGUGUUAAUGAAAGAGUGUUAUUGCUCUCCUCAAUUAAUGGCCCUUUUAUUUGGGGGACCAGACUUUUUUUUCUAUCACUUCCAUUUAAUACUCUUCUCCUUUAUAGAAAAGAUACAUGUUCUUCCUUUAUUAUCCUUCAUAGGAGACCAAAUAUUGCUUCCCUGCCAUAGACAUCAGGUGUUAAUAAAUGCUAUAAUUUGACAUUCUGAAUCACAGACAUAUGGUAUUUAUGAUGUAUUUAUACUUAUAAUGAAACCAGACAUCACUUAAAACCUCUGCAUUUCUUAUUUCAUUUCACCUGUUUCUUACUCCAAAUUUAGACUUAUUUAGUUAUUAGAAUCUUUAGUUCAGGGAACAGAAUAGUUCUGUGAUUUUAAUUUUCUGUAAUCAACUGGAAGAAUGAUUAGAUCAUACUUUAGUAUGUUCUAAAAUAUUUAAGACUUGAUGUUAAAAAUUGUAAUUUCUAAGGUGAUUUGAUCUAAGAUGAUUCUCCUUCUUAGCCUAGAGUUUAAUUUUACUUAUUUUGUGCAUGGUUGAAACCAGCUACUGGAAAAUUAGAAUCCAUCAGAAAUUUUGCUUUAUUUUUAUCUGCCAAUGAAUGUCUUUGAAAUUUUGAUUUUAAUCAAAUGAUAUUUUAGUUUUUGGGCAAACAUAAAAAUAACAAUCCUUUGAUUUUAUAUAGUCAAUAUUUUCAGAUUACUGUUAAAAAUUAUUUGAAAACAAAUUUCUGGGUAAUAAAGGGUAGUCAGAACUUGAUGCAUGUGGUAUAAUUACCACAUGGUUUAAUAUUUAAUUGAAGUAUAUGCUUGGUAUUUUGAAUUAUUAAUUUUGGGGCUGUACUCCAACUGGUAAAACAAUGAUGGGAUUGCAUCUGUGUAAAUGGGUGCUAAUUGAUAAUGAAAAUAAUUUGGCAGUGUACAAUUAUUACCAUUGUAUAUACAAAAAUUCUGUAACAAUAUAGAAUGUUAAUAAUUAAGCCAUAUGUUUGUCUGUAUUUAAAACUUUUAAACAAUCAUUUACAAAUGCAUUGUCUUUUAUUUUGAAGAAUAUUAACAGUUAUAUUCAGUUAUACAAAUCAACAUCUUGUUUACGGUAAGAUCUUAUUCUGUUGACAAGUGUUGCUGUAGUGGGGGAAAAUGUAAAUCUUUUUCACAGUUUGUAUCAAUGUGAAAAUUAAUUUUGAAAAAAUAAGGAUGAGACCAUUAAUUUUAGGAAUGUCACAGGGUCUGAAGUAAAAAUAAAAUAUAAUUU